GGAAUCACCAUUUAUAUAUGUUGAAGGGAGGAAGAAGGAGACAAAGACGACCCCAACAUCUAUCACCUUCUCUAUAGAUAGAUCUCAGAAUCUCUCCUUUUUUGUUCGCUUUUCUCUUUAUUUGGCCAUUCCUGUCUUCCACUUUGUCAUCUUUUCCCUUUUCUGAUGGGAUCCGCCGCCGAACUCACGGAGCCCACCACCGGGACCGAGAAGCACCAGCAGCCUAUAGGAGUGGAAGAAGAAGACGAACAAAUUGUCGACUUGGAGAGGAAAACAUUUCGUCAUGGAAAGAGACACGAUACUAGUUUAGACAGUAGUACAAUCACCAGUACCACCAACACCAGCUCGGCCUCUUCUAGCUUUUCCGGUGAUGGUACGGAAGAGACUCCCGAUUUCCACAGCAACGGCCAAGGAGAACAUACCGCACUAGUUAAUUUGGAGCUAGAAACUGAAGUCGGACUUCACGAAGAGCAUAACGGCGGGAACAAUUGCAUCGUCUUCUUCGACGAAGAACAAGGAUUUUGGAUAUGUCGCCACUGCGAUUGGACCUACAAAGAGGGAUCUUUGUUAUGCAAAGGUUCUGAGUCAGCUGGUGCAGAACAUGAUGCUCAUGAAUCUCAAACUGCUGACUUGAAUGGGGAGGAAAAGCAGUUAGAACCUGAAAACGAUUCAACUUCUGAGGAUAACAAAAGCUCUCGUGAAAUCGAAGAAGUACAGGAUGGUGAUGUCUCUAAAGACCGGGAUGCUGUUGAUCAACCUGCUGGUGAUGUGAUAGAGGAGGAGGUGGACAUCGAAGAUGUUGAAGAUUUUGAUGUGGAGAAUGUGCUGGAUAAGCAAGAGACACAUGAUUUGUUCUGUCCAAACUGCGAUUCUUGCAUCACCAAAAGAGUUGUCCUCAAAAGAAGAAAACGGAGGGUCUGCCAUGAGCUGGGAGAUUCAAAGCGCGUGAGAGGGCCUCAUUGGACUGAGCCUCUUCUUCAUUCGGAAGACAAUGUGCUAUCUCUAGGUGGUGGUGAAAACUCUGCAAAUGAAUCAUUUCUGUUCAAGUGCUUGUCAUGCUUUACCAUAUUUAUUCCCAAAGGGGUGGCUUCAAAGCCGAUUCCUCCCCGUGAAGGUGUCGAGGGGUUAAAAAUUCAGCCAAACCCUCAAGAGGAAGCUACAGGCGAUUCCAAUUGGUUCAAUUCAAUAUUCGGCUUUAACAAAAAAGAAUCAGCUGUUCAGCAAGGUGGGGCAUCAUCUAGUGUCCCGGUAGCUAAUCCGCCUCGUGAGUCUAGUGUCCCAGUAGUUAAUCCACCGCGUGGUAACCUAAGUCCUUUGGGAAAGGAUACGAUAGGCUCUACUUCAAAUAACCCAUCAAAAGCCCCAGCCGUUGUUCAGCGUGAUGCAGCCACUUCGAUUCAAGAUGGAUCAGAGAUCAGUGCUUUUCAAGAUAUAAAGCCUGUUGACACCCCUUCGAUUCAAGUUGCAAAAUCAAACGAUACAAGCAAAGUUGUCAACAAUGGAGUGAUUGUUGAAGACGGGCAAAAGUUUCUGGCUCCUACGGCGGAGGAGCAAACACAGCAAAAGAUUGACAAUGAUGAUUCUAGUCCAGCAGACGGGAAGCACACGUCAGACAAAGGACGUCUCUCCCCAAUUCAACCAUCUCAUGGCAUGAGUAUAUUAAACACAGUGACUAACAGACCCGGCGGAUUUAGAGUAGAAACUACAUUUCACGAAGAAGGUGCCCCUCUUCUGUUUGAAGGAAAAGACACUUCUGACACAAGAAAGCCAGAUUUUGGUCUGACCAAAAUAACAGGUGUGAUGGACACAGGUGACAGAGGAGUUAUCACCAGUCCAGCAAAUCCUGAAAUUGAUAUUUCACCAGGGAAUUUGCUGGAAGAAGGGUCUCUAAGAGAACCGUUAAUGAGACGAGUCGUUGUUCAAGGACGUAAACUGGAAAUCUUGAAAAGCAUUGUCUACGGAGGUCUACUAGAAGCCAUCACAAGCCUUGGUGUUAUUUCAUCCGCCGCUGGUUCUGGUGCUUCAAUGUUGAAUAUUCUGGUCUUGGGACUUGCAAAUUUGAUUGGCGGGCUUAUUCUCAUUGUUCAUAAUCUCCAAGAACUUAGAGAGGAGGAACCCAUAAGAACAACAACAGAGGAUAACCAGACUAACGGUCGAGAAGAAGAAGAAGGUCGGUAUAAGCGACUCCUUGGCAGAAGAGAAAAUUUCACGCUUCACGCAACAGUCGCAAUCUUAUCCUUCAUAAUCGUCGGAAUACUCCCUCCUGUAGUCUACUAUUUCUCAUUCAGCGAAAAACACAACAAAGACUACAAAGUGGCAUCAGUUUUCGGGGCAUCUCUAUCCUGCAUAGUCUUGCUCGCCAUAGCCAAAGCUCAUGUGAAGUACCCGAGAGGCAGCUACCUGAAGAGCAUUCUGUACUACGCGACAAUCGCUGUAUCUGUGUCGGGGAUUUCUUACGUGGUUGGUAACUUUCUGGAACAUUUGCUUAGGAAGUAUGGAUGGUCUGAUGGAUCAGAAACUCCGGUGGGACAGAUGAUGCUUUCAUCACUUAUGGGAAGAAAAGCCGGCUUAGGAUACUCAUCAUCGUACUGAAACUGAAUCUUGUCUGGAGAAGGAUCCAACCUCUUGCUGCUUUUCUCUUUCACUCUGCUUUUGUGAGCCCUCGUUAGACUUUUGUUGAUGCCAAAUCUUUGUUGUGAGUGUAGAAAUCGUUUCCACUUGUAGAAAACUAAUAAGCAGAAAAUAAUAAAUGAUGGACGACCUGUUGUUCCUUCUAAUAA
Arabidopsis lyrata subsp. lyrata is the source of this 2780-nucleotide messenger RNA. RefSeq names its product membrane protein of ER body-like protein. Bases 166 to 2592 code for a protein of 808 amino acids. The transcript has 10 exons. The record is from RefSeq and is a predicted model, not a curated record. NCBI's taxonomy places the organism in Eukaryota, Viridiplantae, Streptophyta, Magnoliopsida, Brassicales, Brassicaceae.